GUUGUCACACAUGACCUCACAUGGAGAAUCAGUUGACAUUAUUACGGAUUAGUAAACAUGAUGAAGGGAGUUAUAUUAAUAUUCUUUUGUUUGCAAAUAAACUUAUGAGUUUGUUUUCUUGUAUUGUUUAGAACCAAGAUUAGAUGAGUUCUGUUGGUUUUAAUUCUGCUGCAAUCAUUAUUCCUUAUCAAUUUCUCUAAUCAAUGUAAAAAAGUAACAUUUUCGUUGUUUAUAAGUUGUCAAAGAUUGUAAACCAGAAAUUUGAUAAUGCCUCCAAACAAGAGAAAUGGAAAUAAUGUAGUUGGGACUGAUGAAGUUGCCACUGAUUACAAACUACAGCAAUUUUUGGAAGAUGUCCAAAAAUUCACGGAAAGAUCAAAAAAAAGUGAUGAAAAACCAAAAAGAUGCAGAAAAUCUUUUGAUGGUACUAAACAAGCUUUUAAAAAGCGAGGCCUAUUUGAAAAUGGAUUCAGAUCCAAACUAUUUCUUAAAGAGAAUAAAGCGAGAUUGAAAAGUAAUCUGAAUGAUCUUGUGAAAGAAUGUAAGAAAACUGGUGCCACUGAAGAAGAAAAUUUGUCUUCAAAUAGUCCAAGUGUAUUGGAAGAAAGCUCUGAACUAGGAAACCAAGAAGUUGAUAACAACAAGGAUAGUAAUGUGAUUCCAAGUAAAAAUGAAAGAGCUGCAGAUGAAAGCGAGAGGUUAUGUGCUCCUGAGGCCACAAAUAAGCCUUCUAAUUCACUGAUGACAAUAAUAAAAGAUAGAAAUGAAUUAAAGAAUUUGCUAUGGGAAAAAUAUUGUGAACGGAUAAAGUGUACACAAUCAGUGACUAAUAUUUUUCCUCUUGAAGAUCGUUUAAAAAUAGCAAAGCAAAGAAUAAAUGAUAUGAUUUAUCGGAAAUUUUUGCAACAUGCCAAACAGUACCCAACUAUACUCAGAAGGAUAUUUUCUAACGAUGAUAUCAAAAGAUUGGCUCAAAUUGUUGUGAAAGAGAAAGUUGAUAAAUGUCAACAGACGGAAGUUGUGACAGUGUCUGACUCAGUUAACAAGAAUAUUCAAUGUGAACUGUUGACCAAAAAGGAUUCUAUGCUAUCUUUCCCUAAUUCAUCUCAAAACAGUGGUAAUAGUCAGAAAGAAGAAGGAAGUUUUUUUGAUUUGAAUGUACCAAAAAAAAUUGAUACUCGAGUAACAUUUCUUGAUUCACUGGAAAACCGAGCAGAUAUAUAUUCCCCAGGAGUGCAGAAUACCUCACCAGAUGGUAAUGUUACUCCUCCUCCAUCCCCUUUUCCAGCCAGCAUUCAACAAUGUUGGGCACCGAGCACGGUUUCAACUCCCCGGAAACCUGAGAUUUUUUCACCUAACAUCUCUCCUCUUCAGCCUAGUUUUCAAAAACCACCGAUCUCGCCCUCACCACCUGAGCCAGUUGUUUUUAACCAGCCAAAUCUGACGAGGGACAGGAUAAGGAAGAAGAUAUCUCAACUUCAGUUUAUACAAAAUUCAAACACUUUUGAUUCUCCACAGCUGUGCUUUCCAAAAAGAAAAAGAUUGGCCUAUUCUCCUCAUAGAUUAUAAUAUAUUUUAAAAUUUCAAAUCAUCUCAUUUAAAUUUAAAAGAAAGAUGAUAUUUUUCAAAUGUUUAAUACUUAUUUAAUUGAUUUGGUUUGUUUACUGGUUGUUUAAUAAUGGUUGUAUCAUAUUUUUGUUUUUCCUACUUUAGUAUUAAUUAUAAAUAAAAUGAACUUACAUUAAUAUAUGUAUUUUUUUAUUUGAUUUAGCAAUUAGUAGUGUAUUUAAAGUUUUAAAAAAUAUUGUUUUUUAUCUAUAUUUUUAUAAUUAGUGUCGGCUUUAGAGAUUUGGCAUCCCUGGGUAAUGACGUCAUAACCCCCCAAAAAAUUAAUUUACUUCUUUAGCUGUUUCAUAUUAAGUAAUAUUUCAUUUGAUUCAGUAUAUCUCUAAUAGUAAUGUUAAAAUAAUAUUAUCCCCAGAAAAAAAAAGUAUAUAAAUAGCAGAAAUAAAUAUAGAUUAUAUAGUCUACAAAGUAACUAUUGAUAUUAUUAAGCUAUCAUUUAUAUUUGUUCUCUUUAUAUUUUUGAUUCCAUCCAUUGCUAUCCAUAAAUAUUCAUAUUAUUUUUAGUUACUAAAUCUAACCAUAUAAAGUUACUUAUUAUAUUCCAAUUAUAAACAAAAUUAUAUUUAUAU
Molecule: messenger RNA, 2195 nt
Organism: Nezara viridula (southern green stink bug)
Lineage: Eukaryota; Metazoa; Arthropoda; Insecta; Hemiptera; Pentatomidae
Source: the annotation of a GenBank genome assembly